AUGGCGAUUCAACGACAAGCGAAAGCUGCCCGUUGCUCGUCCUGUCAGGAAACCGCAGUAAGUCGUUGCAUGACCUGUGAAAUGUUUAUGUGUGAAAAAUGUUCUAACUCUCAUACGAUGUGGCCGGUGAUGAAAGAUCACGAUGUAUUAUCCGUAGAGGAACUGAGCAAUCCUCAAAAUCAAGUUAAAAUGAGAAGCAAGCUUUACUGCGAGAAACACAAGGACAAAAUACUUGAAUUUUAUUGCGAAACAUGCAAGGAACUCAGCUGUUUGCACUGUAUGGUUUUAAAUCACAUCAAACAAAAUCAUUCUUGCGUUUCUGUGGGUGAAAUCGCACAGAAACAAAGGGAAAUAUUACAAGGAAGCUGUACAACACUUGAUGAAAAAUUAUCAGCAGGAAAGGAAGCACUGACUGCUGUCGGCGAGGUCAUGAAAUCACUUGAAAUAAAUGCAAAGGAUGCCAAGGAUCAAAUUAAUGCACAGAAGGAUAAAAUCCUGACGAGUAUAACAGAAAAGCUUGAGGUCCAGGCUAAGAAAUUGGCUCAAGAUGUCGACAAUGUUUAUGGUGAAUUGCAUGGUGAAUUAAGCAAGCCACAUGGUGAAAUCAAAGAUUAUCUUGAUAAAGUCCAAGCUUCAGUGUCCUUGCCGAGAAAUCUCUUAAAGAGAGGAAGUAUUGAAGAAAUUCUCUCUUCUCAGAAAGUGAUUGAUGAAAAUAUUGAAAAGUUGGGAAAAGAGCAGCCAGAAAAUCUUGCACCUGUGAAUGAUGGUAGUGUCCAGUAUGUACCAGAGAAUAUUGGUAACAUUGGUUAUGAUGAAAUUGUGAAUGCAUUGGGAUAUGUAGGUAUAUGGUAAUAUGAGACUAGGCCAUCUUGAUUGCUGAGUGGGGUAGCCCAGUUAUCCAUAUUAACCCAUUGAAUGCAUGGUAGCACUCUCCCCCUGGCAAGUAAAAUUGUUUGGUAGACAGAUUAAAAUAAUAAAGUAGGGCGAAUCUGGGUGCAUUUCCACUUAAAGGGUUAACAGGGUGCCCGGGCAGAUAGUCUGAUUAAUUGGGGCCAUUGAGUGGCAGCACUCUGCCUCUGACGAGUAAAAUUGUCCGGCGUUAGACAGAGUAAAAUAAUAAAGUAGGGAGCAUGCCAUCUCCACGCAUUAAUGCCACUUAAAAGGUUAAUUUAUAAUCACAUUCCUGCUAAUGGGCUGCCGCACUUAGAAAAGAGCAAAUUCCCUUGGCAAGUAGGGAAAAAUUGUCAUAUAAAAACAAUUUGAAAACUUCAUCUCACUUACUGGGCUGUUACACUGAUCAGCUUGGUCAGUAAGAUUAAAAAACUGCACGAGGCAUUCUUUUUUACUAUUUACUCUAUGGCAUCACCAAACAAUUUUACAAUUUAUUAGUAAUUGAGAGUUGAGUGUUGCAAAAUCUGCAGGAUCCACCAGACAGAAAUUGUUAGCAAACUUUACUUCAGGCCCCUAUUAUACCUGAUUAUAAGUAAUUACAUUAACACCAAUGCUCAACUUGGAGUUUUUAUUAUAUUAGUACUCCAUUUUGCCGUUCAGGGCCUGACUUGGUGUUCUGUCUGCCAGGCCAUUUUAUUUGUCAAGGAAAAGUGUUGUUCAUUAAUGGAUAUAUUAAUGCUUCUUUAAAUGCCAGGGCCUUUUUUAAGCUGAGUGGGCAAAUGCUCCCCAGUCCUGCUUUUUGCCCCCCCCCCCCCGCCACGAAUUGAUUUUUAGGGCUGGCUUUCACCUUGUGUUUACUUGAGAAAAAUCAACCCUCUUGUUAGGGGUUUCUCAUGGGAUUUCUCAUGUAUUUUCUUUCUGUAAAAGUCAUGUAUUUUCUUACGAAAUUCAAAAUCAUCCUUAUUUUACUAAGCACAUUCUAGGAAAUACUCAACAAACAAUUGAACAGUUUUGUUCUAGAAGUAGAAAUCAGGGUAGUUCUACAUAUAAAAUUGGUAAUUCUCGGCUUCUACAAUUCGAGAUUUUCUGUGGAAACAUGUCCCAAACACCCCUAUCUAUUCAGGUAGCCCAAUAGCACAGAGUAGAGACAUACAGAGACGUAACUAGUGUACCCAAGUUACUAGAUGCAUGCAUCUGAUUGGAUGACGACCUGAUGACGAGUCACUUUAAACUUGCUGAGCACGCGCAGUUGAUCAUUUUUUGCCCGGUCGCCUGAAAAAAAGUGGGUACAUGAUAUUGUGUAAUCUUCAGCAGUGUUAACGACGGUCAGUUACGUCUCUGUAUGUCUCUACUCUGUGCCAAUAGGCUGUACUUUUUAUUGCACUGCUUUUCGUGUGGUUAUUUCGUGUUUCGUGCACAAUAAGGUUAUGGAUAGGUUAGUGAUUGGUCCGAAGACCAAAGAGAAAAAUAUUUGAGCACCAAACAUGAGGAUGACAAUAUAACCUUCUUACGCACUUGUAAUGUUAAAACUGGCAAAUAUGGAAAAGAGGACCACGAGGCCCCUGAGGCAAAAUUCAAUAAACAGUAAAACCUAUAGCAUGACUAAACAAUCACGUCGGAGUGCUUAUUAGAGAAGCGGCGCUUAUUAGACAUGAUUUAUGUAAAGGAUUUAUAUGGAUAUUGAAAGGAAAAGCAAGUGCCUCAAAAACAUAAAACAUUGGCAAAGAGCCCCUGACGGGAAAAUCCUUCCAAAAAAGGUCAAAUUUUCACUUUGAUCUAUCAUUGAAACUUUCCCAAGGGGUGGUGCAUGACUUUUCAGGGGAGGUGCAAAAAUUCUCAGGGGAGGUGCAAAACAAUCUCAGGAGAGGUGCGCACCUCCCCACACCUCCCCUCAAAUCUGGCCAUGCCUACCACAUGUACAUGUACAAAUGGUACAAUACAAAUUAUGGACCAUGCUUUCAAUUUAUUGUUUACUAGAUGAAUUACAAAUAUCCUCCAGUAUUUUAAAAGAAGAGAUUGCUUUUAUCAAACAACUACAGAAAUGGUUGGGAGAGAAGUGUAAAUGGCACCUUUGUUAUCGAGCUUCUCGAGAUGGCUGGAGUGCCAAAGAUUUCCACAGACAUUGUGACAAUAAAGGACCAACAGUUGUUUUGGUGAAAGCCAAUAACUAUAUUUUUGGUGGAUACACUGACCAAAAUUGGGGAGGUAUACAUGGUGUCCCGAAAAAAUGCCCCUUACUACUUAUUUUGUUGUGAUUACUACUAGUACUCUAACAGAAGUUUCGAUAUCGAUCAGGCUUUAAGCCGGAUGGAAUGACUAUCAU
Messenger RNA from Paramuricea clavata, 3214 nucleotides. Lineage: Eukaryota; Metazoa; Cnidaria; Anthozoa; Malacalcyonacea; Plexauridae. The record is from the annotation of a GenBank genome assembly.